Molecule: messenger RNA, 2007 nt
Organism: Mizuhopecten yessoensis (Yesso scallop)
Lineage: Eukaryota; Metazoa; Mollusca; Bivalvia; Pectinida; Pectinidae
Product: pentraxin fusion protein-like
Exons: 6
Coding region: 232-1173 (313 amino acids)
Source: RefSeq, a predicted model, not a curated record
CCGCUUGAGAUGGAUCACUGUAACUAGUAACUUCGCGUGAAAUUUACAUACAAGGCGUAUUAUACACAACGUGUAAAGAACAACCGACAAAAGACUGAAGUUUGCGCAGGUGUGCCAUUCCGACGAGAAGCGAGGGAACUCGUGUAUCUCUUAACAUGUUACACUGGAAUUUGAUGUAGAAUGAAGUAAAGGGGAACCAUAUUAAAGAGAAGUGACUUUUUUAGCGAGAUCAUGAAAACGUCAUUUGUUUUCGUUCACAUUAUUUGUAUAUGGGCGAGUGUUCUACACUUCCUCGGAGAGGUACAAGGUGAUGAAGACUGUCGGAUUCAAAAUAUUGCAUUGAACAAGCCAGCUACUCAAUCAUCCAAUCAUUAUUCUGGAUUAGCAGAGCGAGCUGUUGAUGGUAACAGGGACUCUUUUUACUAUAGUGGAUCUUGCUCUCACACAGAAUCGUACGGACCAAGAUGGUGGAAAGUAGACCUUGGCUACAUAGCUAAACUCCUCAUGGUUAACAUAACAAAUCGGCUAAAUGAAGACGCUUAUCCAAACGUCGCUGAAAGACUACGGCAGUUUGAAACUUGCCUAUCAAAUUCGACCGUCAACACUUUGAAUGAUCGCAGCCACUUUCACACUCAAAAAGACCCUCUGGGUAGUGGAGAGACCAGAUCUUACCCUUUUGAAUCUGCAGGACAGGUUGUACUCAUCAACAAACUCGACUACAACACAGACGCGCUGACUCUGUGUGAGGUGCAAGUGUUUGCUGAGGUCUGUUCUAUUGUAACAACGACGAGUUCCGCUGAAUCUAUUCAAAGUGCAUCGACCAGCUUUGAACUGACAGCUCAGCCACCCAACUGUGAAGAGGUUGCGUUUGCCCCUACUCCGGAAUCACCAUCUACUGGUCGUAGAUGCCUUUGCAGAAAUCGAGCAAAUGUCUCUAUCCCUAUAACCGACGAGGAGGUGUUGGCACGAAUUGAAACUCUCAAGGCAACACUAACGGUGGAUAAGAAGACGACAAGCGCCAGCAAAAGGAAGCUGAUAUCUGCUACUGAUGGCCGCACUUCAUCGAAGAUUAUCGGAGCUGUAGGCAUAGUGAUGCUUUGCGUUCCCGUAGUCUUCAUUGUGGCCAUGGACUUGUCUCGAUGUGUGUCAUGGUGGUCUGGCUUACACAAUUAGUGUCAAUGAUUGUAUCCACAUGGAUAGCGGAUCACGACUGUUUAAAGGUUCUCCAACAAGUGACGGUUAAUCGUACACGAGUUAGUAAAGUUUCUAAAUGUACCCGAUUUCUAUUCCCGAAAGGGGAAAUAACUGUCAAUUUGAAUAUUGACAUCACAAUGGAGAUACCAGGACAAAGAACUGUUACGUGACGCCUUAAUUGAAAUAUUGACCAAACCAUAAUUAUUGUGAGUGACCACAAUUUUUUAUCAAUUCUUCGCUUAUUUAUCCUAUUAGUCGAGAGUGAGUACAAUCUGCAUGGUUAUGGGAGAAAACAAGGAUCAACCCCAUACUGUUACUGCUUCCUAUAAACAUCAGAUGCCGAAUGGUUUUCAGUCUCAGCAGCAAUUAUAAAUACUUGUUGCUGAUACUUAAUGUAUGCGAAUUAAUUGAACGCAAUGACAACCUGAUUCAUUUCAGCCGAAUCCUCUUCAAACACGACAUUGAUCAUCUUCAUACUGGAAAGAAUUAUUGGACCACAAUGGAUACUAACGAACAUUAUAAAACAAUAUCGACCUUCAUUUUACACAAGAUAAUAGCGUGUUUUCUUAUGAGAUCAUCAUGGUGAACAUAAAUCUUUGUUUAAAUACAAAAUAACAACUGCGCAUGUAUAUUUUGCUAUACGAUCAUUCAGUAUGAAAUCUGGACUUCUCGUUUGUUGACUGACAAAAUGCGUUUAAAAUGGACAAUUAAUUCCAAAUAUUAGGAAGAGCAAAUUGUUUUAAGGACUUCCCACCCUUCGUUAUACACCUGUUUUUCUUGUCGUAUUUUCGUGUCGUCAUUUCCGUAUUGCGU